AUGGAAAAUAAUCUUCUACUUCUUGUACAUCCCGGGCGUCGUAUUGUAGUCGUGGGCGAUGGUAUUGCAGGAUGUGCGGCUACGUACGCUGUUCAUAAAGCAGGACUUGAUGAUACUAUUUAUGAAGCAAGUGAAAAGUUAACUAUAAAUGCAAAAACACACAAACGAAAUGAUGGUAAUACAACAGUUUUAAUUGUGUUCCUACGUGGACGAAAUCGCCUAACUUUUGCCGAUUAA
Molecule: messenger RNA, 237 nt
Organism: Didymodactylos carnosus
Lineage: Eukaryota; Metazoa; Rotifera; Eurotatoria; Philodinida; Philodinidae
Source: the annotation of a GenBank genome assembly